Anthonomus grandis grandis is the source of this 1507-nucleotide messenger RNA. RefSeq names its product E3 ubiquitin-protein ligase TM129. The record is from RefSeq and is a predicted model, not a curated record. The coding region runs from base 94 to 1191 and encodes 365 amino acids. The transcript has 5 exons. Gene Ontology annotation, biological process: protein ubiquitination. NCBI's taxonomy places the organism in Eukaryota, Metazoa, Arthropoda, Insecta, Coleoptera, Curculionidae. Gene Ontology annotation, molecular function: ubiquitin protein ligase activity. Gene Ontology annotation, cellular component: endoplasmic reticulum; membrane.
AUUUAUUUAUUUUUCCCUAAUAUGUCAGUUCUCGCUUUUUAUUCAUCUCUAAAGAAAGCAUAAGUUUUUAAACAUAUUUUUUAACAGAAUUAAAUGUCGUCCGAAGUGGCAUUUAAUUUAUUUUAUUUACUAAUAUGUUUUGCAAUUAUUUAUCCGCACGAAGAGUUUAUCAGCACUGGGUUAACCAUUCAAAAUUGCAUGGGAAACUUUUUGGGUUCUGAAAAACAACAAUUUAUAAGAUAUCACAUGAAAAAGUCUAUGUUGAAUUUAUUCGUGUAUUCAUGCCUACCUCUAGUAUAUAUAAUAUUGUUGUUUUUAUUGGGCUUUGAAAGUGAAUUUUUCGAAUUAUUUACAGGAUCUGGAGUUUGUUGGAGAAUUUUUGCAGCAUCAAGUGUAGCAGCUCCUUUUAUUGCUCUGUUUGAACUCAAAAGGUGGACUGAAAGUAACCAUAAAAAUCAUCCUAUUGUCAAACAACUUACAAAGUGUUGUAAUAACAAUAAUGACUGGGAAGCUGUAGCUUCUGAUAUAGAAAAUGAAUAUAGAAGGUUGGGCUCAAUAUCAUUUAAAACAAACCCUAUCAUCAAAAUAGUAGUCACUGAAAAUUGGCUUCUGAAAGUCACCCCACUGACAAUCUUUUUAACACACCAAAGUGAUGCAACCCUUUGUGUGAAUCAGGCACAAAAUUAUCAGCUGUCUCAUAUGGGUGCCAGUGAGACUCAGUUUUUAAACAUCGAAGUCAAGUGUACAAGAGCUGACAAUUUCACUAUAAGGAUAAAUUCGGUUGACUUUAAGGAUUUAGAAGACAGGUUGGCCAGGUCAAUAAAUAUUUUACCAGACGUUAGAUUUCAUAAAACUGUAACUGAACAGUUCUUGGAGGUGUUUAAGCAGACUGUAAGGAAAAAUCCGAAAUACAAUACCGAUAUGGAACUAGACCAAUGCAUAGGUUGCUUACAAGCCAAUCCACAAAUUAAGCUUCAAAAACAAUGCCAAAGUACAGAAAAUCAAAGUAUGAAUUGCACCAAUUGUUUCUGUAAGCCCAUGUGGUGUCUUGAUUGCAUUGGCAAGUGGUUUAUGUCAAAGCAGGACCCAGAAUUAAAGAACCAAUGGUUGGCCAGUAAAUGUACAUGUCCCAUGUGUAGGGCAACUUUUUGUCUGUUAGAUGUGUCUCUUUUAGGAAGUGUAGAGGAGUAGGCCAAGUUUUUAUAUUUCUGUCAGAGCUUUUUAAAUAAAACUUUAUAAUAUGCGGUUUACUAAAAUGGAGAUAUGACAUUUCUUAUGCUAGUCACUAAGUCAUUCAUAUUAUUAAUCAGGGUAAUUGCUUGCUGUUGCAAAUUUACUUCUCUCAUGUUGCGGAAUUUGACUUUCAAAACCAACUGAGCAAAACUCGUUUUGCUAUCAUUCUUAAUUUAAUGUGAUAAUCUAGAUUGUGUAUUAUUAAAAUAUGUAUUAUAUUUUACACGAAUCAAAUGUUUUUUUUUAUCUAAUAAACAAAAAAAAACAUUUAAGA